AUGACGUCCGUGGCUCGAAGACGUGAGCAGGAUGAUUCGGGUGAAUACUCGGAUGCCUCGCAAGAAAUCGAGCAAAAUAAUUCUGGAAACGAUGCUGCUCAACAAUCGGAUUAUGAUUCCCAAGGUAGUGAUGCUGAACAUUCUGACAGAGAUCCAGAAGCACAGGAAUCUGAGAAGCGUGUAGAUGAUGAUGAGGACCGCAGUAAUCCGCAGUACAUUCCUAAACGGGGCACAUUUUAUGAGCAUGAUGACCGAACAGCUGCCAGUGGUGAAGAAUCAAGCAACACGACAUCAGAAACAGCCUCCGAGAAGAAGGAAGGCUCUGAGCCGGCUGCUGAGAGACGCCGUGCGCCUCGCAAAUCCGAAACAGUAAAUAAAUGGUCUCACGACAAAUUUAAUGAAAAUGAACAGAUGCCAAAAUCGAGGGAUGAGCUGGUAUCGAUAUAUGGAUAUGAUAUUCGCAAUGAGGACGCUCCGCCUCACGCAAGGCGUAAUAGACGUUAUGGACGCGGACCGAAUAAGUAUACCCGUACGUGGGAGGACGAGGAGGCAUACAAGAGGCAAGCGAUGCAGGCAGCCCAUAAGAAACCGCCCAGUCCGUCUGAUUUCCCUGAACUGAACGCUGUUAAUAAACCUGGACGAAAACCUCGUGUUCCAAGGCCGCGUUCAAAAUCUCAACCGGCCUCAAACGAUUCUUCAGAGAAUGGUUCCUUAAGACGAAACGCGUCCAUAAAGGCCAAAUCUAGACCCAAUCCUGUGGCCAAGGCUAACCCCUCAAACAAAGAGAAGAUGCCGCCGUUGGAGAACCUUACCAUAACCACUGUUAUUAAUAACAAUCAAAACAGUCAACCCUUACGUAAAGUGAAUGCGACUAUCGGACAGCAGGCGCCGGUGUCCACGGAUCUUGCUAAGAGGAAACCAGUCCCAACACAGAAUGCGCAAAGUAACGCCACAAAACAAUCGCAACAAAAACCGGCUCAAAACCAACAGGGGACAGGUGAGAAGUUUUAUUUUGUCGUAGAAACGCAGUUACGUAACGCGAAUGCUAACCAACAAGGGCACGGGCCAUCUCCGCCUCACCAGCCGGUACCCAAUCAACCGCUCGCUCAGCAGCAAGUUCGUCUGGGUCUUAUGGAGCAACAGCCGAUGGUGCCCCACGCCCAUCACGCCAUGCACAAUAUGCCGCAGCCACACAAUAUUGGUCAAAUACAAGCGCCACAAGCAUAUGCGCCCCCCGCUAUGAUGCCCGCACAGUACAUGCAGCAAAGCGGUAGCGGGGCGGUGUACGGCGGAGCGAUGUACCAGCCUCCGCAAUAUCCGCCUCAUCAAAUGUAUCCGCACCACAAUUAUCCAGCCCCAGCCGGCCUGACGUACUACACCUGUGCCGAGCAAGAGCAGCCGCCCAGACCCCAGAGGAGACCCACCGCAGCCAUUCCCAUCGUCAGGCCUGCUAUUCCCGAGAGGCCCCCGAACUCAGAGAAGGAUAACAUCGACCGUAUAGUGGAGAAUAUGUUUGUCAGAAAACCUUGGCCGGCCACUCACGAUGCGAAAGACAAGGAAAAGAGUCAAGAGCCUCAAAGUAAGGAUUCCUCUCAGCCGAACAGUUUGACUUCCAGCUCAAUAUCUACAGAUUCCAAAACGGAAGAGAAGAAAGAAAUAGUCCAAGAACCAAAAGAAAUAAUCCAAGAAUCAAAAGAAAUAAUCCAAGAAUCAAAAGAAAUAAUCCAAGAACCGAAAGUAAUCCAAGAAGUGCAGAAGGAGGUUAUCCCGACUGAUAGCCAGAAAGAGAGUCAAGAAGAGACGGAAAGAGAAACGGAGGCCUGA
This is a messenger RNA of Pieris macdunnoughi, 1824 nucleotides long. NCBI's taxonomy places the organism in Eukaryota, Metazoa, Arthropoda, Insecta, Lepidoptera, Pieridae. The record is from the annotation of a GenBank genome assembly.